Messenger RNA from Echinostoma caproni, 195 nucleotides. Lineage: Eukaryota; Metazoa; Platyhelminthes; Trematoda; Plagiorchiida; Echinostomatidae. The record is from the annotation of a GenBank genome assembly.
CGUCACUAUCAGCGCGUAUCACGUCUGGAAGAACAACUGGCCAUCCUAGACUAUCUUUGCGACUUGGCCGACGAGCAUAUGGUCACUGAGCUAUCCGAGCAGAAUAAUCACCCGAAAGAAGCCCAUUCGAAUCCUGAUGUCGUAUUGCUAGAUUUGUCCAACUCAGUCAGCGCCAGCAUGGAUGUGGACCCAUAA